Messenger RNA from Mya arenaria, 825 nucleotides. Its product is annotated as ovoinhibitor-like. Bases 19 to 708 code for a protein of 229 amino acids. The record is from RefSeq and is a predicted model, not a curated record. The transcript is spliced from 6 exons. Gene Ontology annotation, molecular function: protein binding. NCBI's taxonomy places the organism in Eukaryota, Metazoa, Mollusca, Bivalvia, Myida, Myidae.
GUAAACUAGUCACGUUUCAUGAUGGAUAUUAGAUGUUUUCAUUUGUUUUGUGCCACAACACUGCUCACGUGGUUAUGUGUGCAAGGUCAAGGAAAUUCUAACUGCGACACCGUUUGUGACGAUGAAACGCACGCGCCAGCCGUCUGCACUUCAGACGGCCAACUAUACACCAGCAAAUGUCAGUACAUGAAUGCUGAGUGCAUGGCGGCCCAAAAUGGAGAUAGUUUAACGAUGAUCAGUAUCGGUACAUGCGUAACAAUGGAGACAUCAUGUGACGUCAUGAGGUCAACUCAGUGCACACGGUUUUUGGGAACUGCAGAUGACUUCGGAAAAGUGUGUGGAACAGACGGAUUCACCUAUGCGACCACAUGCUUGUUCCGCGAGUCGCAGUGUCACAACAGUUCACUCCAAUUUGCCCAUGAAGGCGACUGUACCGCUGUGGACAACGCCAACAAAACAGCGGUGAACUGUACCCAAUACUAUGCAACAACUUCCGGUCUGGCGGUAGAGGGAGGCGGCUCUGUGGCUGUGCGUCCCCGACCCUGUCCUAAGAACCUUCACCUUGUCUGUGGGAUGGACGGACGAACGUACGGGAAUGAGUGCAUGUUCUGUACCGCACAACUUGCCUUCAAUCAUGGAAUUGAACCCACGAAUACGUAUCUCUCCAAUGAGGGACCAUGUAACGGUGGAUCAUCCAUUUUCGGAUAACGUCCAUAUUCGGAUACCGUCCAUAUUUGGAUGAUGUAGACAUAUAUUCCGAUGACGUUCAUAGCCGGAUAAUUUAUUUUCAUAUCAUGAUUAUGAUAUUAAAAAAUAAAUAAAUGA